AGAAACCAAAAAGAACCUCCGCAAAACAAAAAGGAUCAUCCUAGAUGACUGGCCCAAAUUCCGUGGGUUUCAUUGUUUGCUCGACCAUCCUUGCGGUAUGCGCGGAAUAUGAAUCACGGCGCGGUAAAAUAUAGUAUGAAUCACAGUGCAGAAUAUGGAUCCGUGUUCGAAGAAAACAUAGAAUUAUUUUCACAAGUUAAAAUGCCGCGGUAAACUGCACGUUACUAUCUAGUUGAGAUAGUAAGAUCCCUAGAAUUGGAGCUCUCUUAUGUGUCACUGGUUAUGGUAGAAAGAAGGGAUAAUUAAUUUUAUGUCCCUGUCCCACUCGACUAUUUUGCCCAUAGUUUUCAGAAACACACUGUUCUGCCCAAGCCGCUUCGCUUCGCUUAUGCUUUUGCUCUUUGACCGUCAUUUUCAAAAUUUUAUCACAAAUUCAUAUUAACUCAUGAAGAUGCAAAUAAGAUAUCAAAUGUUCAGAAAUACAUCGCCUAUACGUGCAUGCCAUUUUAUAUUCACGACAGAAGUGUUGUUUAAACCACACAAGGUUAUUAAUACUACUAAUGUUAUUAAACCUAAAAAUGUUUGACCAACAAUUAUGUCAUGGAUGAAAAUGACAUGCACAUAUAACGAUAGGUGAUGUUUUUUUUUGAACAUUUUCAUAUCUAACUCACAUGCUUCUAAGUUAAUAUGAAUUUGUUAUGAAGUUUUGAAAGUGACAGUCAAACGGUCAAAGGACGGUCAAAUGAAAAAAAAGCAUAAGAGGAGGGAAGUAGCUUGGGCAGAACCAUGGGUUUUUGAAAUUAGGGGCAAAACAGACGAGUGGGGCACAACUACAGGCAUAAAAUUAAUUAUCCUAAAAAAGAACAAUUCUAUAAAACACAACAUUCGACUCCAUGCCAACAAUACCAACUACUACAUACAUAACAGAAAUAAAAAAUCACACACAUAAUGGCAUGGCAGAUUUUGCACUAAACAAAGAACGGAAUAGCAUGGCACAAAAACUGUAUCACACACAUAUGAUCCAAGGAAAAAACAACCUGGCCAAGACACUGAAAGAAUGGCAAAUAUGACCCCUCACAUACACAAAGAUGCCAUGACAAAAAUCUACAUUACACGACCAUCAGGGAAGAGUCAUGGCAAAAAUCCAAAAUCAGACACAUAUAGAUACACUGUAAUUGUACAUCAAAACCAAUAUCAAAGAGUAUGGCAACAAUCUCUGUUCACACGCAGAAUGGACCAAUGAAAAAUAUAUACUCGUAUUAAGCACAUGAUGUAAUGCUUAAAUCUUUUAAGUAAUAACAGCGUCCUUUUUCGAGAAAGAAGGACACGUUCAACUAUGAAAAAUGUGGCUCCAGGGCUCUGGUCUUUAGGGGCACAUGCACGAAGGCUUCUCAUUUUUCACCGACAAGGUCAAGCCAGCUCCAGUAAGGGAGCGGCUACAGCUGCGCGUCGGCGGCUCAUUCUGACGGCCAUAGUGGUCGUUCGGUGAUUUCGGAAUCUUGAUAUAAUGUUUAUUAUGUUUGAGGUGCUUUGUACUUCCCGUGAACUUUUUAAUACUAUAUCUUGAUCAUUUUUUAAAAGAAAAAAACAUGUUGCACCGACGUAUAUCUUACCGUUCUAUGCACAAGUGGAGGUUCCACCAGUCGCAAAAAAAAAAGUGGAGGUUCCACAGAUGGAGACCGUCGUGAAGAAACCGGAGAGCCACUUCGUGCUGGUCCACGGCCUCUGCCACGGCGCGUGGUGCUGGUACAGGCUGGCCACCAUCCUGCGUUCCGCCGGCCACCGCGUCACGGCGCCCGACCUGGCCGCGUGCGGCGCCAGCCCGGUGCGCGUCGACGAGGUGCGCUCGUUCGCCGAGUACAGCCGGCCACUGACCGACGCCGUCGACGCGGUCCCGCCAGGCGAGAAGGUGGUCCUCGUCGGCCACAGCUACGGCGGCUACAGCCUUGCGCUGGCCAUGCACGCUCACCCGGACAAGGUGGACGUCGCCGUCUUCGUCGCCGCGGCCAUGCCGGCCGCCGGGUGCUCCAUGUCACAUCUACUGUCGCAGAUCAUGGAGGAAACGGCGCCGGACGCCGCCACGGACAGCGUGCCCGCGGUGACCGGCGGGGCGGAAACGUUUCUCCUGGGCCCCGAACGCCUGUCGCGGCGUCUGUACCAGCGAAGCCCGCCCGAGGACCUGGCGCUGGCGACGGCGCUGGUGAGGCCGGCGCGGUGGUUCCUCGACGACGCGGCGAUGACGGAGAGCGUCCUGACCGCCGACAGGUACGGCGCGGUGAGGCGCGCGUGCGUGGUCACCGAGGAGGACGCGACGUGGGCGGCGGAGUCGCAGCGCCGGAUGGCGUCGCGGUGCCCCGGCGUGGAGGUGGUGGCCGUCGAGGGGGCCGACCACAUGCCCAUGUUCUCCACGCCCCACCGACUCGCCGCGAUCCUCAUGGAGAUCGCCGACAAGUACAUCUGA
Aegilops tauschii subsp. strangulata is the source of this 2461-nucleotide messenger RNA. RefSeq names its product probable esterase PIR7A. NCBI's taxonomy places the organism in Eukaryota, Viridiplantae, Streptophyta, Magnoliopsida, Poales, Poaceae. Gene Ontology annotation, biological process: jasmonic acid metabolic process; salicylic acid metabolic process. The record is from RefSeq and is a predicted model, not a curated record. Gene Ontology annotation, molecular function: methyl salicylate esterase activity; methyl indole-3-acetate esterase activity; methyl jasmonate esterase activity.